CGAUUGGGCGGCUGCACAGACCAGGACUCAGUUCCCCUGCCCUAGUCUGAGCCUGGUGGGUGGGACUCAGCGCAGAGUCAGUUUUCCAGAAGCAGGUUUCAGUGCAGAGUUUUCCUACACUUUUCCUGCGCUAGAGCAGCGAGCAGUCUGGAACAAACCCAGGCGGAGGACACCUGUGGGGGAGGGAACGCCUGGAGGAGCCUAGGGACCCCAGCCCUGCGUGAUCUCACCAUGGUGCGUUUUCGCUGCUACUUUCUUUUUCAGUCUUUCGGUGCAGAGAAGGGGAGGAGGCGGGGAGAGGUUUGAAAAAAUCGAAUGGCUUAUGGAAAGGAACUGCAAGGGUUCCUUUGGGGUGAUCAAAGAGGGAGACACAGAUAGACACAGAGAGACAAAGGCAAGGAGGACUGUCUGGGAGCGACGCGGGCGAUACAGUUUCCGAGGCACGCAGCGUCCCGCCCAGCCUGUUGAGCAGGUAGACACGAGCGACCCAAGCUGCGGAUUUGCGAGGGGCACCCUGGAGCUGCUAGAGAUCCGCAAGCACAGCCCCGAGGUGUGCGAAGCCACCGAACAUCCCAGUUACCAGUGUCCUUGAAUUGAUAGUGGCUUCUGUUUGUCAGUCUCAUAUAAGAACUACAGCUCAUCAGGAGGAGAUCACAGCAGGGUAAGAGACACCAACACCAUGUUCUGCACGAAGCUCAAGGAUCUCAAGAUCACAGGAGAGUGUCCUUUCUCCCUACUGGCACCAGGUCAAGUUCCUAAUGAGUCUGCAGAGGAGGCAGCAGGAAGCUCAGAGAGCUGCAAAGCAACCGUGCCCAUCUGUCAAGACAUUCCUGAGAAGAACAUACAAGAAAGUCUUCCUCAAAGAAAAACGAGUCGGAGCCGAGUCUAUCUUCACACUUUGGCAGAGAGUAUUUGCAAACUGAUUUUCCCAGAGUUUGAACGGCUGAAUCUUGCACUUCAGAGAACAUUGGCAAAGCACAAAAUAAAAGAAAGCAGGAAAUCUUUGGAAAGAGAAGACUUUGAAAAAAUAAUUGCAGAGCAAGCAGUUGCAGCAGGAGUUCCAGUGGAAGUUAUCAAAGAAUCUCUUGGUGAAGAGCUUUUUAAAAUAUGUUACGAGGAAGAUGAAAACAUCCUUGGGGUGGUUGGAGGCACUCUUAAAGAUUUUUUAAACAGCUUCAGUACCCUUCUGAAACAGAGCAGCCAUUGCCAUGAAGCAGGAAAAAGGGGCAGACUUGAGGACGCCUCCAUUCUAUGCCUGGAUAAGGAGGAUGAUUUUCUACAUGUUUACUACUUCUUCCCUAAGAGAACCACCUCCCUGAUUCUUCCUGGCAUCAUAAAGGCAGCUGCUCACGUAUUAUAUGAAACCGAAGUGGAAGUGUCGUUAAUGCCUCCCUGCUUCCAUAACGAUUGCAGCGAGUUUGUGAAUCAGCCCUAUUUGUUGUACUCCGUUCACGUGAAAAGCACCAGGCCAUCCCUGUCCCCCAGCAAACCCCAGUCCUCGCUGGUGAUUCCCACAUCGCUCUUCUGCAAGACAUUUCCAUUCCAUUUCAUGUUUGACAAAGAUAUGGCAAUUCUGCAAUUUGGCAACGGCAUCAGAAGGCUGAUGAACAGGAGAGACUUUCAAGGAAAGCCUAAUUUUGAAGAAUACUUUGAAAUUCUGACUCCCAAAAUCAACCAGACAUUUAGCGGGAUCAUGACUAUGUUGAAUAUGCAGUUUGUUGUACGGGUGAGGAGAUGGGACAACUCUGUGAAGAAAUCUUCAAGGGUUAUGGACCUCAAAGGCCAAAUGAUCUACAUUGUUGAAUCCAGUGCAAUCUUGUUUUUGGGGUCACCCUGUGUGGACAGAUUAGAAGAUUUUACAGGACGAGGGCUCUACCUGUCAGACAUCCCAAUUCACAAUGCACUGAGGGAUGUGGUCUUGAUAGGGGAGCAAGCCCGAGCUCAAGAUGGCCUGAAGAAGAGGCUAGGGAAGCUGAAGGCCACUCUUGAGCAAGCCCACCAAGCCCUAGAGGAGGAGAAGAAAAAGACAGUAGAUCUUCUGUGCUCCAUAUUUCCCUGUGAGGUUGCUCAGCAGCUGUGGCAAGGGCAAGUUGUGCAAGCCAAGAAGUUCAGUAAUGUCACCAUGCUCUUUUCAGACAUCGUUGGGUUCACUGCCAUCUGCUCCCAGUGCUCACCGCUGCAGGUCAUCACCAUGCUCAAUGCACUCUACACUCGCUUCGACCAGCAGUGUGGAGAGCUGGAUGUCUACAAGGUGGAGACCAUUGGCGAUGCCUAUUGUGUAGCUGGAGGAUUACACAAAGAGAGUGAUACUCAUGCUGUUCAGAUAGCGCUGAUGGCCCUGAAGAUGAUGGAGCUCUCUGAUGAAGUUAUGUCUCCCCAUGGAGAACCUAUCAAGAUGCGAAUUGGACUGCAUUCUGGAUCAGUUUUUGCUGGCGUUGUUGGAGUCAAAAUGCCCCGUUACUGUCUUUUUGGAAACAAUGUCACUCUGGCUAACAAAUUUGAGUCCUGCAGUGUACCACGAAAAAUCAAUGUCAGCCCAACAACUUACAGAUUACUCAAAGACUGUCCUGGUUUCGUGUUUACCCCUCGAUCAAGGGAAGAACUUCCACCGAACUUCCCUAGUGAAAUCCCCGGAAUCUGCCAUUUUCUGGAUGCUUACCAACAAGGAACAAACUCAAAACCAUGCUUCCAAAAGAAAGAUGUGGAAGAUGGCAAUGCCAAUUUUUUAGGCAAAGCAUCAGGAAUAGAUUAGCAACCUAUAUACCUAUUUAUAAGUCUUUGGGGUUUGACUCAUUGAAGAUGUGUAGAGCCUCUGAAAGCACUUUAGGUUUGUAGACGGCUAAUGAGCAGUAUUAAAAUUUCAGGAGCCAAGUCACAGUCCACUCUUUCUCCCAUUUAACAUGACAAAGUGUACUCACUUCAGUACUUCAGCUCUUCUGGAGAAAAACAAAAACAACAAAAAAACAAAAAAAAACUUAAAAAGUUACUUUUGGGGGAGUAUUUCUGUUAUAUAACCAUCACUUACUACCUGUACUCAAAAUUCAGCACCUUGUACAUAUAUCAGAUAAUUGUAGUCAGCUGUACAAACUGGCAGAAUCACCUGCAAUCUCAUAUCCUGGUGGAAUACCAUGGUUAUGAAAGUUGUGUUUGUGACAGUGUUGUCUUAAAAAUGUUUCUAAAUAGAAAUUACAUUCUUUGACGCCCUCAGUUCUUUCAAACUUUCAACUCUGCAUUGUAUUGCAUUUUCUCAUUUAACUGGUAGUAUAUGUUUGAAUAUAGGCUGACAUUUUUUUCUCUAUUGCACUUUCCCCUUUUUUUCUUUUUAGAAAAUAAGCAAUUAGGGAUUAGAUGCAAUACAAUUAUAAAAUAGUUCUGUAAAUAUCAAAUAUUAUUUUUAGUUCUUGAAGUUAAAAAUACUCUCCAUAGUAAUGUGUUUUAUAACAAUAAGUAUUUCUUCUGUUUGACAUAUUUAAAAAUUCUACAAUGGCAAAAGCUAUUUUAAUCCAUGUUAGCAAUUUAAUUCCUAUUAAUUCAUUUUACUAUCAUAAUAGCAAAGUAUUCCAAAUAAAAGAGGUUUCUAUCUUCUAUUAAAAUGCAGUAAUACUAUUCAAAUCUAAUUGAGCUGGAAGCAACAUGGGAGUAAAGUAAUCAUACAGAGGACUCACCAUAAAGGACAUUGGUAAAACAUUUACACAUGUACACACACAUGCAGGCACACUUGGAACAACAUGGACCUACUUCAGCAGACAUCUUCUAUUGCCAUGCUGAGCCAUUUAAAGUUUUAAGAAGAAAAUCUAAGUACAGAAGUAGAAAAUAAGACUUGUUCAUUCGGUGGAUAUCUCAUUUUUCUUGAGUAUUUGUGCUGAACAUUUUGGUGCAUGUCUAUGAACUAAGAUUCAAGUUUUUGUCUCAUUAAAUAUACAUAUAUGAAGUGUUUUUAUUCUACUUGAAAUAUCCUGAUUAAAAAAAAAAAGAUUGUUAGUAUUGAUGAAGCAAAUGAGGCAGUGACUACAUUAUGGAAAUGUCUAAGUAUUUUUUCCGGAGCUUCAACUUUUUUCUUUUUUUUUUUUUUUUACAUAAACCUUUACGCAGUUAGGAACUUUUAUUUUUGAUUAGGUCAGUUGAAGUUCUCUGGUGAACUAAAAAAAUAUACAUUUUGGCUGGGGAUAAGGAUUUGAUUUUAAAAAGAGCUCGAAUUUAAGGCAAAAAAAAAAAAUGAACGUUGUAGUUUUAAAAUCAAUAUUAGCAGAGCCAUAGAUAGGCGGAACUCUUAUUUGGGGUUCUGAGAAAUAAUUCAGUUUAAAAGUUCUUUAACUGCCUCCAUUAGUACCCAGGCUAGCCCAUGGUGACAUCAGGAAUGUUCAUUACUGAUUGGCCUCUAGUAUUCCAAGGGUACUACUAUAGAUAUUACAAUAAUGCUGUUUACUAAGUGAUAGCCCAAUGUCUUACAGGACUGACUCUGACUCAAUAAACACUCACCCUAUUAUUGGAAAGUACCAGAGGCCUUGAGGAAGUAUAGUUACAUCUUCACAAAUAUAUGAAGUUAAGUCACUACUUACAAGGAAAACAAAAAUGUAAAUACAUGUUUCUUUCUGGAACAGAACUCUUAUCGUGGGGAAAUAAUAGAAAUAAAGAAAAUAUAAAAGCAUGAAA
Messenger RNA from Macaca mulatta (Rhesus monkey), 4653 nucleotides. It is a transcript of the gene GUCY1A1, whose product is annotated as guanylate cyclase 1 soluble subunit alpha 1. NCBI's taxonomy places the organism in Eukaryota, Metazoa, Chordata, Mammalia, Primates, Cercopithecidae. Gene Ontology annotation, biological process: response to oxygen levels; cGMP biosynthetic process. Gene Ontology annotation, molecular function: guanylate cyclase activity; heme binding. The record is from RefSeq and is a predicted model, not a curated record. Gene Ontology annotation, cellular component: guanylate cyclase complex, soluble.